Messenger RNA from Varroa destructor (honeybee mite), 3649 nucleotides. It is a transcript of the gene SMC5, whose product is annotated as structural maintenance of chromosomes 5. Gene Ontology annotation, molecular function: ATP hydrolysis activity; single-stranded DNA binding. Gene Ontology annotation, biological process: double-strand break repair via homologous recombination. Gene Ontology annotation, cellular component: nucleus; Smc5-Smc6 complex. Lineage: Eukaryota; Metazoa; Arthropoda; Arachnida; Mesostigmata; Varroidae. The record is from RefSeq and is a predicted model, not a curated record.
UUUGAAUUCAGCUGAUUGUGGAUUAUGAGAAACAUAUGUACUAGGCUUGUGCGUAUCGUAUGAAUGUAAAAGCAUUCUUGGUAGCAAUUUUUUCUCAGUGGUGACGUACGCGUUUAAAAUGUCACUUUCGUCAGGAGCUAUUGUACGCCUCUAUCUUAAAAACUUUCUAACAUAUAGUGAAGUAGAAUUUAACCCCAGAUCGGGCCUGAACAUGAUUGUGGGACCCAACGGAUCAGGUAAAAGCAGCCUUGUUUGCGGAAUCUGUCUCGUUCUUGCUGGAAAACCGAACGUCCUUGGAAGAGCUCCUCAUCUUAAAGAAUUCAUCAAGUUCGGCUGUAGCCAUGCAGAACUGGAAAUUGAACUCUUUCAACCUCAGGCUAAUAAAAUAAUCAGAAGGACUAUUCAUGACAGAGGAUCGGACUGGAAAAUAAAUGGAAUUCCUUGUUCUCAAAAUGAAGUCUGCAAAGAGGUGUCAAAGAUGAACAUUCAGGUGGAUAAUUUAUGUCAGUUUUUGCCUCAAGACAGAGUCGCUGAUUUUGUGAAGAUGACCCCACAAGAGCUGUUGGUUAAUACCGAAAAUGCCGUGGGCUCAGCAAUGCUAAUUGAAAACCAUGAAAAGCUGAAAUCUCUACAGGAAAGUCUUACCUCUCUGAAAAAUAAAAUCGAAUCUACAAAAAACCAUCGGGACAAGGAGGUCCAGCUGAAUGAACAUCUUGAGGCCGAGCUUAAGCAGUUUAAGGAUUUUAAAGCGGCAAAAAAACAACUGGAGUUAUACGAAGCAAAGCUAGCAUGGCUUAACUACGUUGUGAAACGGGACAAUUUCCUUGAGAAAAAGAAGAUACUGAACCAAAAAGCUGACGUGGUAGAAAAGCAGCAGGAAGCUCACGCUCGCAUCAAAGGAAAGGUCACCCGACUAGAGAACCAGAUUAAAGAACUCGAUCGGCAAAAAGCACAGUUGGAAUUAGCUCUUCGGAGGGUGAAAGAAAAAACGGCUAAAACGCGUGAAGAGAUGGAUAAAUGCACGGAGCGGAUGAAUGAGAUACAGCACACAUUCAAAGAACAACUCGACUGUGAGAAGGAACGAAUUGACAAAGAGAAAGUACAACGAUCAACCGUUCAAGAGUUGCAGAUAAAAUAUCAUGAGGAACUGGACAAACUUCGCGAAGAUCGGGUCGAGACUAAACUGCAAGAAGUCAAGCUCAGAAUUAGCGGAUUGAACAAGGAGUUAAAUAAACUGAAUGCUACAAUGCAAGAAAGGCAGCAGCUGGUUCGCUCGAUUGAGCAAGAAAUACAGGAAUACGAGGAGAGGCAUCGGACUCUGGCUCUAAAAGCUGACCCCCGAAUGGAGAUGCUCGAAAAAAUUAAACCCCAAGUAUAUAAAGCGUGCAGCUGGCUAGAGCAAAAUAGGAAUCUAUUUCAAGAGCAUAUUCACAAACCUGUAGCGGCUGAAUUGACGAUUUCGAACGAGCGUCAAGCCCGGUACCUCGAAGUGAUCCUAGGUUCGGACAGUCUUUUCAGUUUUGUUGCCGAAAACCCCGAUGAUAUGGAGUUAUUUGUGAAAGAGGCGAGGCGCAGAAACUGGAAGAUCAAUAUUGGUACUGCACCUAGGGGAGGACGAAUGAAAUUUGCAAACCCUGUACCCAAAGAGCAGAUCAAGGAAUUCGGUGUUGAAGGUUAUGUGUCCGAUCUUUGCGAGGCUUCCGAUGCAGUAUUUGCAUUUUUAUGCGGUCUUCAUAAUCUACACCGUGUUCCGUUUGGAGGCGACAUCCUGGAGGAUCAUAUCUACGGGCUUCUGAGUAAAUAUCAAUUGAAUCGUGCCAUCGCAGGAAGCUCUUUGGUGAACCUCGUGAAGUCUGAGUACUCGACCGAUUUAACUCGAAUCUCAAAAAGUAUUCCUAAAAACAAAGUUCUCAUCGUGUUCUCGAAUAGAGAGGAACUGCAACAGGUGACUGAGCGUUUAAAACAGCUGAAACAGCAGAAGGAACGAUCAAUUGGAGACUACAAUAAGUUAAAAGAAGAAGUUGAGAAUUUGAACAGAAUCGCGCAGGGUGUUAAAGACGAGGAAAAAAAGUUACGUCAACGCAUGGGGGCUAGCUUAAAGCUUAGAGACACGUUAAAUGUAAAGAAGGCUCAACUUCAAAGACUCCAACAGGUUCCCGGGGAUUUGGAAGCUAAAAAAAGACGAGUGGAAGCCUGUCUAAACAACGACUUGGCUUUAUUUCGACGAAAUACGAAGGAAUUGGUAAAGGAUGCGGAAGAGGCUUUUGAACAGCUGCAAAAGCUCGGGCUUGUUGUUUGCCAAAUCGAGGAAACGCGACAACGAGCCGAAGUAUUUAAUGAUGAGCUACUCUUGGUGGAGCGAGCUCUGACAGCUGCCAAGGCCGCCUACGAUCGCUUAGAAGAAUCGACAAAGAUUGCCAAACAGGAAGCUCUUCAAAUACUAGAACAGGCUAAAAAUCUAGUUGGUUUAGAUAACGUGUCUGGUCGUGCGGCCGUGCAACUUCCAGAUAAAAUUAGCGCACAAUUUGAAGAGCUUUCAAAUGAAAUUCCGGAGAUUGAAGGCUUUGUAGCAGAAGAAAGAGCGCGCUUAUCGUUAAUGAUGCCCCAUAAUAUGAACGUCGAGAAAGAGUACAACAGAAGGCAGCAGCUGAUCAGUGAAGUCAACACUACACUCAAUAGCCUUACAAGUAAACUGGACGAAAUUAAAGUGGAAAUAGCUACUAAAGAUCAGGAGUGGUGUUCCGAGUUGGAUGCACUUCUUGGAAAAAUUAAUGCAACGUUUUCGAGGUUUUUCACACUAUUAGGGUGUGAAGGAAAAGUUACCCUAUAUGACGGUGAAGCAGUACAUCAAUAUGACAGAUACGGCAUCAAGAUUCUUGUGCGUUUCCGGGAGAAUACCGAUCUCUGUGAGCUAACACCAACUCAUCAAAGUGGAGGAGAACGUUCAGUUGCUAUAAUUCUAUAUAUGAUGGCGCUCCAGGAACUCACCGUGGUGCCUUUCCGUGUCGUUGAUGAAAUCAACCAAGGUAUGGAUAGUGUCAAUGAGCGGCGUGUCUUUGAGUUUCUAGUAAAAACGGCCGAACUUAACGAAGCGCAGUACUUUCUCAUCACGCCAAAGCUACUCACCGGUCUUCCCUACUCAGAAAAAAUGUCUGUGCAUUUUGUCUACCCCAACGUUGGAUUCACACACCAUCGAUGGGGUCUGCAGAAGUUCAUCGAGCGGCAGAAGCGACGUCGGACAAACUCAACAGCUAUCCAAGAAAAAGACGACAUGGAAUUAUAACCAAAGUGGCUUCACUAAACGUUGUGGUCAACGCUCCUGUAAAUACUACUGUUGUAAAUCAUUUUCCUUCAAUAGUGUAACUGGCGGUGAGUAAGGGGCUAUACUGUAAAUUAAUGACAGCCUUGUUUACAACUUUUCUGUUGCGCGCGAUACGGAAAACACUGUUCCUGUAUAAGUAAUUUACUGAGCUAGCUAAUUUGAUCAAAGUUAUAGAUUAUUUUUUCAUCGACAAGAGGUAGACGACGGUUAAAACCUGCAAAGAUAUCGCAGGAAUAUUUGUAAUGAUAUCUACAUAUAAAUAUGUUUGUACCUAUAUCUGUCAUUCAAGUAAUGAAUCGUGCUGCUAGUAACAUGUACCCCCCCCCC